Molecule: messenger RNA, 1002 nt
Organism: Limulus polyphemus (Atlantic horseshoe crab)
Lineage: Eukaryota; Metazoa; Arthropoda; Merostomata; Xiphosura; Limulidae
Product: UBA-like domain-containing protein 2
Exons: 3
Coding region: 136-564 (142 amino acids)
Molecular function (GO): protein binding
Source: RefSeq, a predicted model, not a curated record
AUUCAAGGACAUGACGUCAUAUAGCAGAUAUAGUAGUGUGUGUUAUGAUUGUAGUGACAAAACAAUGUAACUGGAUGGAUAUAAAGUAAUUCAGGGAGAUCUAAAAGUUGAAGUAUCUUUUCAAUCUUCUCUAACAUGGAUUCAUUGAGAGAACAAGUUAUGAUAAAUCAAUUUGUUCUGGCCGCUGGAUGUGCAAGAAAACAAGCAAAGCAGUUACUUCAAGCGGCACAUUGGCAAUUUGAAACUGCACUGAGUAUUUUUUUCCAAGAAGCUGCAGUACCAAACUAUUCCCAGCAGAAUGGGCAUUUUAAUGCAAUGUGUACACCAGCCAACACUCCUGCAACGCCCCCAAAUUUUCCUGAGACGCUAUUAUCUUUCUCAAAACUAUCAGCAUCUGACAAAUUGAGUAAUUCUCCUCCAGGGAACUGUUACCCAUCUUCUACGUCAUAUUCAGGUUGUGGCUACAACAACAACAGCACCACCACCAUCCCCAUCAGCAAUUCCUUUGGGAAUUUCAAGACACCACAGUCACCUCCUAGCAUGGAAGUAGAAGUGCAGAGGUAAAAAAGCUAACCUAAUAUGGUGUGGUUUGCUGAGUUGUCACAUUGUAUCAACGUAUCGAAGCUGUGGAAUUUUCAGUUUGAUGUUCCUAAACACUAGCCACUUCUCCCUGCCUUAUGGAAUUGGGAUAAAAGCAUAAAAGUCUCCAAUUCGUGUGCAUUUAUGAACAAGAUAUUUUCUGUAUUUCAGUAUAGUGAUCUUGAUAAAGUUCUCAAUGGCUACAACCAAAACUGUGCAAGGCCUACUACACUCCUAUAACUGUUAUUGUUAACUGAUAUAAUAUACUUCUUGUAAUAAAUGUUUGUCAGUAGGCUAUCAACAGAACAUGCAGAGUAGCUCUACUCAACUUGGUUGUAAUAAAUGUUUGUCAGUAGGCUAUCAACAGAACAUGCAGAGUAGCUCUACUCAACUUGGUUGUAAUAAAUGUUUAGUCAGUAGGCU